Messenger RNA from Phymastichus coffea, 2190 nucleotides. RefSeq lists its product as uncharacterized. The record is from RefSeq and is a predicted model, not a curated record. The coding region runs from base 906 to 2171 and encodes 421 amino acids. The transcript has 5 exons. NCBI's taxonomy places the organism in Eukaryota, Metazoa, Arthropoda, Insecta, Hymenoptera, Eulophidae.
GCGUUAUGGACGCAACUUAAUCACUUAUCUUCGUAUUUAAAAUUUGCGCCUUCCGAAACAAUCAAUAUUUUCGUGUAGUACACGCAUCAUACCGCGGUUCCGUUUAGCGCGCUUCUGCAUUCACGCCACACGGCUUACUUGCGAGAGAUGAUGGGAAGAAGAACGAAAUUGGUAAAGCAGAAACUAUUUUCGUCCUGGUGUUAUCGACUGUACUCAUUAGUUAGGCUUGACGGCCGGUAAUACUUGCAUCAUACACUCGAAAUACGUGUUUGGGCCGCUAUACAGGUAUUCUGCGAGCAAAUUUUGCUGCCGCUUAUGGUUAACACUAUUUGAUGAGGAUGGAUGGACCACGACACCAUCACAAAUUAUUUGCACUUUAAAUUUUUGAAUCAUCUGACCAUACGUAUGCAGCCGGUGCCACGACUAAGAUAAUUAAUUGGGAUUCAGCAUACGGUUGGAGAAGGAAGGCCUGCCGUUGUCGUGGAUUUACACAGGCUGAAUAGGCUCUUAUGGCAACAUACUCCAUUUAUUCCCGUGGCCACCACGGAACUAAAUGUUAUCCAUAUAGUACGAAUUAUGGAAAUGGAAUUAAAGUAUCAAAAUUUACUCCUAAUCGGGGGCGCCACUAGUUUUUCUCCGUCCCAAUAGCAGGAGACCACAAAUACAAGCUUUUACGUAUUAAAAAAAGUAUUUUCUAAAAAAAACAGAUUUGAAAGAACUCCAGUUGUGUUCCUGUUUUAUAGAAAAGAUUUAUUAUAUAUUUCACGUAUAGUGUAACAAAUCAUAUUGUGAUUUAUAGAUGAUUAUCUGCAAAGAUUAGUUUCGAAAUUCAGCCAUACAAUUCAAUUAAUAGACAAGUGUUGUAAGUUUAAUAUAUAGUUAAUGAAAGCAUCAUAUAAUUUACAAUGAGCAAAGAUUUACUUGAAAGUGUCAGUAAAUUUUUUACUGAAAAUAAAUUAAAAGAAAUUGUUGCUAAACAAUUGAAUGAGAAUAUUAAAGAUAUUGCAAUAUUAUCAUGGGAAUUCAGCGAUGCUAGUAAAAAAGGAGAUAGCUAUCUUUCAACUGUAGAUCGAGUUGCAAUUAAGUGUAAGGUGAAAAAUCAAAUAAAGGAAGUCAAAAUAGUUGUAAAAUCUUUACCAAACAACAAAGGACGACGGGCAACAUAUAGAAGUACUGAUUUUUUUGCCAAUGAAAUAACAUUCUAUGUUGAGAUUGCAGCCAAAUUUCAAGAAUUCUUACAUCUGAAGAAUCAGUCUUCACUAUGGCUUAUACCAAAGUGUUUAGCAUAUCAUUUAGAUGGAGAAAAUGAUUUUAUAGCAUUAGAAGAUGUUAGUCCUCAAGGUUUCGGACCAGUGGCACGUGAAAGCUGCCUUACUUUUGAACAAUGUCGUUAUAUUUUAGAAGCAAUGGCUCGAUUUCAUGGAGUUUCAUUUGCUUAUAAAGAUCAAAAUAAAGAAGAUUACCAAAAUAGAGCCUCCAAGUUGUCAGAAACAUAUUUUUCAGAUCAUUUAUAUGAAACUUGGUACAAAAGAUUUCAUUGUAAAUUAGUAGAUAUUGCCAAAGAUGCAUUAGCAAAAGAAUAUCCAGGUAGCAAAGGGGAAAGACAAUUUAAUAUAUAUACACCAGGAGAAUUGUAUAAAAAAAGUGCUAAAUUUUGCACAAGGACUGAUGCACUUACUUCUGUCAUUAAUCAAGGAGAUUCAUGGGCCCCAAACUUCUUAAUAAAAUUAAACUCAUUAGGGAAAUUUGAUGUACUGAUGCUUGACUUUCAGUUAGCUAGAUGCUGUAGUCCAGUAUUAGAUUUAGCUUUUUUCAUGUAUUCGUGCACUGACCAGGCGCUAAGGAAUGAACAUUAUGAUGAUCUUUUAAAAAUUUAUCACAAUGAAUUGUCAAAUUCAAUUAAAGCAUUAGGUUCUGAACCAGAAAAUAUCUAUCCCUGGGAACUAUUUUUACAAGAGGUCAAAGAACAAUUUAUCCAUGGAGUUUCGUUUGGGAUAGAAUCUGUAACUUUUAGUUUACUCUCAACAGAAGAGGUAUUUGACUUGGGUUUAAUAAAAGAAGACAAAAUGGACAUAGCAGAUGUGUGGACUGUGAAAAAUAUAGAAACUUCCGAAAAAAGACGUCGUUUAGCAGACAUAAUAUUGCAUGCAACCGAUAAAGGAUAUUUAUAACCACAUUUUUAAAAAGAGU